Messenger RNA from Callorhinus ursinus (northern fur seal), 4903 nucleotides. RefSeq names its product PHD finger protein 19 (gene PHF19). NCBI's taxonomy places the organism in Eukaryota, Metazoa, Chordata, Mammalia, Carnivora, Otariidae. Gene Ontology annotation, cellular component: nucleus. Gene Ontology annotation, molecular function: chromatin binding; DNA binding. The record is from RefSeq and is a predicted model, not a curated record. Gene Ontology annotation, biological process: negative regulation of gene expression, epigenetic.
CCGGCGCAAGUGAGCACGGGGCUCGGGGAACAGUUAUUGAAUGAAUGAGUGGCCCAAGCAAAAGAGAGGCCUGAACUCAGACCAGGGCAGCGACAUGGAAAAGAAGGGCCAGAUGCCGGAAAUCCACUGGGCUUGAAGUUGGCCAACUGUGGCAACUCACUGGUUGGAGAAGUCUAAAGAUGACCAGGGGUUCUGGGGACCAUUAGUGGUCCCAUUAGCGGGAAGAAGAGAGCAGUAGGGCGGUAGCAUGUUUUAUAGGACGGUGAGAGAGACAGGUGCCGAGAGGGUGGCUUGUGUUGACUUACCUGCUUGCAGCACAUUCACAUCUGAGUGGAAGCAGAGAGUGAGUUUAAAUGUCCCAGAAAUGUGGUUUCCAUUAAAUCACCCCAUAAUUGAGAGCAGAAAGGGGGAUUAUGGAAGACAUAGGUGGACCAUCUAUACCUGGUUGCAAACCACCUAGGAGUUUUCCUUCCUAGGUGAGUUUCCUCUGGCCAGAUCUCAGGGCAGGGGUUGGGUGGGGGGAGGAGGGGAUUAGCAAGGACUUCCCCGCUGCUCCCCUGGAGAAGACCCUCUACUCAGAGAACAUGUUUGCUUAAGGGAUAAAGCUUCAGGCUCCUAAGCUUGGGAGUUCAGGCCUCUUGGGCAGGGAGACUGCUCUGUGGUUGGUUGAGAGAUUCGUUCUCUUUAGAAGGCAGCAUGGUAUGGGUGGGAAGAGAGGCAGGAUUAGAGUUAGCCUACUUGAUUAUGAGCCUUGCCUUGGCCUCCGCCCCACUGGCCACUUUCCCUUGCCAAACCUCAGUUUCUCUGUCCAUAGAAUGGGAAUAAUAAUGUCUCCCUCGCAGGGUUGUCACAAGGAUCCCAUGAGAUAAUCGAAGUGCCUGGCCCAUAGUACCAUAGGUUGUUGUCAGGGGAAGCUGAUGGAGAAUCGCGCUCUGGAUCCAGGGACUCGGGACUCCUAUGGUGCCACCAGCCACCUCCCCAACAAGGGGGCCCUGGCAAAAGCCAAGAACAACUUCAAAGACCUGAUGUCCAAGCUGACGGAGGGCCAGUAUGUGCUGUGCCGCUGGACCGAUGGACUGUAUUACCUCGGGAAGAUCAAGAGGGUCAGCAGUUCUAAGCAGAGCUGCCUUGUGACUUUUGAAGAUAAUUCCAAAUACUGGGUCCUGUGGAAGGACAUACAACAUGCUGGUGUUCCAGGGGAGGAGCCCAAGUGCAACAUCUGUCUGGGGAAGACGUCAGGGCCGUUGAAUGAGAUCCUCAUCUGUGGGAAGUGUGGCCUGGGGUACCACCAGCAGUGCCACAUCCCUAGAGCGGGCAGUGCGGACCGGCCCCUGCUCACACCUUGGUUCUGCCGACGCUGCAUCUUCGCGCUGGCUGUGCGGAAAGGCGGCGCGCUGAAGAAGGGCGCCAUCGCCAGGACGCUGCAGGCCGUGAAGAUGGUGCUGUCCUACCAGCCCGAGGAGCUCGAGUGGGACUCGCCCCACCGCACCAACCAGCAGCAGUGCUACUGCUACUGCGGCGGGCCGGGAGAAUGGUACCUGCGGAUGCUGCAGUGUUACCGGUGCCGGCAGUGGUUCCACGAGGCCUGCACCCAGUGCCUCAACGAGCCCAUGAUGUUCGGAGACCGGUUCUACCUGUUCUUCUGCUCCGUGUGUAACCAGGGCCCGGAGUACAUCGAGCGGCUGCCCCUGCGAUGGGUGGAUGUGGUUCACCUGGCCCUCUACAACCUGGGGGUGCAGAGCAAGAAGAAGUACUUUGACUUUGAGGAGAUUCUGGCCUUUGUCAACCACCACUGGGAGCUCCUGCAGCUUGGCAAGCUCACCAGCACCCCCGUGACUGACCGAGGACCACAUCUCCUCAAUGCGCUGAACAGUUACAAAAGCCGGUUCCUCUGUGGCAAGGAGAUCAAGAAGAAGAAGUGCAUCUUCCGUCUGCGUAUCCGUGUCCCCCCCAACCCCCCAGGGAAGCUGCUGCCUGACAAGGGCCUGGCGCCCACUGAGAGCGGCGCCUCCUCUGAGCUGCGUAAGAGAGGAAGGAACAAGCCUGGUUUGUUGCCUCACGAAUUCCAGCAGCAGAAAAGGCGAGUUUAUAGAAGAAAAAGAUCAAAGUUUUUGCUGGAAGAUGCUAUUCCCAGUAGCGACUUUACCUCAGCCUGGAGCACCAACCACCACCUAGCCAGCAUAUUCGACUUCUCACUGGAUGAAAUUCAGAGCUUAAAAAGCGCCAGCUCAGGCCAGACCUUCUUCUCAGACGUGGACUCCACUGACGCCGCCAGCACCUCUGGCUCGGCCUCCACCAGCCUCUCCUACGACUCCAGACGGACAGUGGGCAGCCGCAAGAGGAAGCUGGCAGCCAAAGCGUAUAUGCCGCUGCGGGCAAAGCGGCGGGCAGCCGAGCUGGGUGGGCGCUGCCCCUCGGACAGCAGUGCCGAGGGGGCUUCGGGCCCCGAGCGGCCGGACGAAGGCAUCGACAGCCACACCUUCGAGAGCAUCAGUGAGGAUGACUCGUCCUUGUCCCACCUCAAGUCAUCCAUCACCAACUAUUUUGGCGCGGCCGGGCGGCUAGCCUGUGGGGAGAAGUACCAGGUGUUGGCCAGGAGGGUCACGCCCGAGGGCAAGGUUCAGUACCUGGUGGAGUGGGAAGGGACCACCCCUUACUGACUCGCUCCAGGAGAUGCCAGGAGCCUGGAAACCAAUGGAGAGACACUCCUCUCCAGGCGGGGAUGGGGGAGGAAAGCAAGAGACAGCUCCCAGUGCCUGGCAAAAGGCCCUUCGCGCCCGCCUGCCAGGCUGAGGCCUGCGCCACUCUGCGUGCCCAUUCUGCUCUUGGGCCUCCUCCGGCUCCUCACCCCUUUGCCUGUGUCUCUAAGGUCCCACUGGCUAUGCCUCAGUGUCUCCACACACCCCCGCAAACUGUUUACCUGUAACUCUGAAUUGGCGUUCCCCUGGCUCUCCGACCCUUUCUCCUGAGGCCCGAGUCUUUCUCUUUGUCUGUGUCCCUCCCUCCCACCCCUUCUGGGUGUGUGCGUGUACACACUCACGCACGCACGGCUGUCCCUCUCCUGGAUGCCCUUCGCCCCUGACCCAUGCGCAGCCAGUCGACCCCCGGAUCGCAUUGUAAGAACAGGAACCAUGAAGCAUUGCUGAAGGUAGAGAAGAGGACACGCCUCUCAGAGCUUUUCCCCUCCCGCCUUCCUGCCACUCCCUGCUGCCCUUGGCCAGGGGUGGUGAGGGUGGGAGACCACCUCUGUGAAAGCCUGGGAGGCAGAGAGCCUGGGACUUGGGAUCUGAUGCCCGAAGAGGCUGGGUCUCUGCCUCCGACGGCACCAACGCCAGAGCCCAGUGACUAAGGCUAAGCGUAAAGGCUGUGGGUGUCAGCUUCCCAGGUCCCAGGAGUCGUCCUCUCCCUGGCCACAGCCCCUCACAGUUGCCAAGGAGCUGCGCCUGGCCUUGCUGGAAUGAAGUGGCCUGGAAAACCUGCAGGAGAGGAAGUGGGAGGAAAGGAAGCGCUGUCAUGCUAACCUUCAGAUGUCUCCUGUGCCUCCCAGCCCCCGACCCACCACACACGCGGCCAGACAAUACACACUCACACAGAAGCCCCCAUCACCCGUGUGCUUUCACCCUCCGGAGUACACACCACACACACCCACACCACACACCCCCACUCCCUCUGGUACCAGCCUGGUCCCUGCCCCUGGCUCUCCCUUGGCCCUCUUCAGGGCCACGUGCUGCAACCACACGCGGAAGUCCAGCCCCUCCCCCCUUCUUUCAGCCAUGAACCAGCUGUGACCCCGCGGGGAGGCACAGAGGACGCCUACCCUCUUCCUUAGCCCCUGCUGUGCCCUGAGAUUGACAAUCACUUUUUGGGACAGGUUGGGAUUUUCAAAGGGCUUGUGUUAUUCAGUCCCCUCAAAGGAAAGCCUUUGUCCGUGGGGUUAAAAAUAGAAUUCUUAGAACUGACAUUACAACUCCUACCCAUCUGGAGGAUAACCAAAAGUGAGACGGGGAGGGGGACCCCUCAUUUUUGCUGCUUCCAGAGAUAUUAGAAACUGACAUGAUUGGAAAGUAGAAAGAAGUGCCUUCACUAGGGCAGGGGCUGGGCCAGAUGGGCACCAGCCUUGCCAACCGCUGCUGCGGCCCCCAGCUUGGCUGGGUUUUGCAGGCCGCCAGCUGUGGGGCAAAGGUGGAUGACCAGAGGGGUGGCGUGGGAGCAGCGGGCCUGGGGAGCUGGUUUUUCUAUUGCUAGGCUCAGCCCCUCCCCAUCUGUGAGCAUCAGGGAGUCCCUGAGAUCAUCCAGAUGCCCUUUGCCUCAAACUUAGCUCCUAUAGUGCCUUUCACACAGGACCUCACCUCCUGCACACGGCCCACCCACUUCCCUCUGCUACCCUAGCGUGAGCCAGGCAGGGAACAGCUGGGGGUGGGCCCCGUUCUCUCCCUUCUCAGCCCCACAGCUGCUGCCACUGAAGCCCCCAACUGGGGCCAGAUGGAAGGGGAGCUGAGAAGCCAGCCCCCGCCUGGCAGGGGUGUGGGACCUGGGAUCCGAUCUGUGGCUUCCGAGGGUACAGCAACCCCUCCCCCCCCCAGGCCUGCUUUCUAGGGUUCUGAGAAAGCACAGGUUGAGCAAGGCCUGCCACAGUGCACCUGUACCUUCUCUACUCAAGCUCCGGAGAGGCUCUGGGCCUGAAGAAGGGGAAGGGGGGAAGGGGGUGUCUUCCUCAUUUGGAAAGUCAGCAUAAGGCCUAGUAAGGCCACCUUGACUCCACAUCCCAGCAUUUCAUUACCAGUUAACAGCUGCAUUACUGCCAACUUACCUUAUAAUAACCCUAUGCACCUUUGAAAAGAUUUAUGGUUUUGAAUUUGCUGCUUUUAAUAACAUUUGUUAUAUUAAAGUUAUAAUUAAUGUG